Molecule: messenger RNA, 3703 nt
Organism: Chelonoidis abingdonii (Abingdon island giant tortoise)
Lineage: Eukaryota; Metazoa; Chordata; Testudines; Testudinidae
Source: RefSeq, a predicted model, not a curated record
ACAUCCCAUCCUCCUAGGGGAAAGGAAAUGGCAUCAGUGGAGCCUGCUCAGGGGGCAGUGACCUUCGAGGAGCUGGCUGUGUACUUCACGGAGGGGGAAUGGGCUCUGCUAGACCCUGCUCAGAGAGCCCUCUACAGGGAGGUCAUGCAGGAGAACUAUGCCACUGUGGCCUCACUGGUAGGGUUUCCAGUUUCUAAACCUGAUGUAAUCUCCCGGCUGGAAUGUGGGGAAGAGCCAUGGGUCCCAGAUCUCCAGGGCUCUGAGGAAAGGAAGCUCCAGAAAGGUGCUCAGAUAGGUGAGGCAUCCUUUAAACCAACUCAGAAACUGGAACCACGCAGGACAUUAGCAGGAAGAUGCAAAGAGAAAGUUUCUGGGAGCUGUGGAGAGGCAAAAGCCUGUGAGAAUCAGCAUAGGCCGGAGAAAAGCUUCAGUAGUGGCUCAGACCUUAUUCGACAUGAAAGAAUUAAUAUGGGAAAGAGACCUUACACAUGCUCUGAGUGUGGGAAAAGCUUUAGUCAGAGCUCAACCCUCAUCACACAUUACAGAGUUCACACUGGAGAGAGGCCAUACACAUGCUCUGAAUGUGGGAAAAGCUUCAGUCAUGGCUCAGCCCUUAUCACACAUCAGAGAAUCCACACUGGAGAGAUGCCUUACACAUGCCCUGAAUGUGGAAAAAGCUUCAAUCACAGUUCAAAUCUCAUCAAACAUCGGAGAAUCCACACAGGAGAGACACCCUACACAUGCUCUGAGUGUGGGAGAAAUUUCUGUCGGAGUUCAGCCCUUAUCACGCAUCAGAGAAUCCACACGGGUGAAACACCCUACUCGUGCACUGAGUGCAAGAAAACCUUCAGUGAGAGUUCAGACCUUAUUAGGCAUUGGAUAAUCCACACAGGAGAGAAACCCUACACAUGCCCUGAGUGUGGGAAAAGCUUCAACCACAGCUCAAACCUGAUCACACAUCGGAGAAUCCACACCAGAGAGACACCCUACACCUGCCUUGAGUGCGGGAAAAGCUUCAUCCAGAGCUCGCACCUCAUCACACAUCAGAGAAUCCACACAGGAGAGCGCCCCUACACAUGCUCUGAGUGCGGGAAAAGCUUCUGUCGAAGCUCAAACCUCAUCACACAUCAGAGGAUCCAUGUAGGGAAGACACUCUGCUCAUGCUCUGAGUGUGGGAAAAGCUUCAGUCGGAGCUCAGCCCUUAUUAGUCAUCAGCGAAUCCAUAGAGGGGUGACAAACUUCACAUGCCCUGAGUGUGGGAAAAGCUUCAACCGGAGGUCACACCUCAUCACACAUCGGAGAAUCCACACGGGAGAGAAACCCUACACGUGUUCUGAGUGUGGGAAAAGCUUCAGUCGGAACUCAAACCUGAUCACACAUCAGAGAGUCCACACUGGAGAGACACCUUACACAUGCCCUGAGUGCGGGAAAAGCUUUAGUCAGAGCUCAAGCCUCAUCACACAUCAGAGAAUCCACACAGGAGAGAGACCCUUCACGUGCCCUGAGUGCGGGAAGAGUUUUAGUCAGAGCUCAACUUUUAUCAAACAUAAGAGAAUCCACAUAGGCAAGUAAUGCCAUAAAUGCCUUGACCAGGGCUGGCCAAAGAAUUUUUGUAAAAUACAUUAGCGAAUUCCCACAUAGUUUGCACCAUUUUCUUCAGUGUGGUGUCUCAGCUCUACGUGAGUUGCCUGCCUCUGUUUUGCACCUCCCCCUUCUUUGGGGUGAUUUUCACGAUCCUUUAUAUCAACUCCUUUGUCUUUGGGAGUCUCUUCCUCCUGCCAGAAAUAUUCAUCAGCGCCAGCUGAGGGUGAUGGGGUUGAUGUUGAUUAGCUACACUGAAGUAAAAGCUACCUGUGCCUUGUCUCCACUGGGAUUGUACAUGGAGGUAACUGCUCAGCGUAGCAAUCUUCUUGUAACAACAAAAGUACAUUUGCAGUGCAGACAUAACCUGGGUACAGUGGCUGAGUUAGUUUUCCCCUUCACCUGAGCUCAGCUCCAUAAUUUUUCCUAGUGUAGACAAACCCCGAGGAUCACGUUGAUACCAUUUCCCCAUUACAAUGUGAUUGUUAGUCACUGUGUUCCCCCUUAGGGACAGAUUGUCUCAAUCCUUGUUGUUCUCACCUUGCUCAGGGCUGUGCUGGACAGAAGUAUUUUUUCCACCAUUUUCCUCAAUUAAAAUAGAUGGAAAUAGAACAAAGAGCAGGAGCAGGACAGGGGUGAAAUGUGUCAUUUCAGCCUCUGUGAUACCUAAAGGAGAUGGGGUGUGUCAAAGGGAUUCCCUCCUUCCCCAUCACUGUGACACUCCCCCUUCGGCCCAGUAGCAUUAGCUUCUAUGUAAGGCGCAAUAGUGUUUAUCCUCCCCAUGUUCUACCCCUGCACCUCCCCAAGUGUCAUGUGAUGCCAUGUUCUGUGUGCUCCCCGUGCUUAGGUGUCACAAUUUGAUCCUAAAUCAGACUCACUGGGGCUAGAAAUGAAAGUGUCACAGACCUGGAGGGGGGAUUUGAAUGGAUCCCAAACACAGAAUAGUCAUUCUGUGCUUUCAUCUCUUGGCAAAGCUACUUCUGGGCUUUUUCCUGCUGAGUUGGGAUUGUUUGCAGAUGGGAAAGUUGGCUGCAUUUCCCUCUUGUGAUGAAGCUUAAAUCUUUUGUACAUAACAUGACAAUAAUAAUGAGGUGGCACAGACUGAGGAAAGUUUGAAUGGACCAGAGGAGAACACAAUGGGGGAAUCUGUUUUGAUUUAUCAGAUAUAACCUGCACUGGAAAUUCAUUUUAUAUGAAACUGAAGGUGUUUUAAAGACAUCUGUGUUGUGAGUUUUUCGCUUUCCUGAAGAUAGUUUGGUCUCACAAUUAGAUAUUACCUUUGUUUGACAGAAUUUACCUCUGAUUUACUGAGGAUUUUGAGACAAAUGACCAUUUGGUACAACAGAAUUUCUUUUAUUUGUGGCUGCUCCUCACCCCUCAGUGAUGACAGGGAGGAAGUUCAAGUGCAGUUCAGUCACUGGGAGAAAAUGCUCCAAGUUACUGGGCACGGUACCAAGGAAACAGUAGUGUUUUAAAAUUUCUACUCUGAAGUGGUGAACAACAGCAUACCACAAAUUGUGCAACUAACUGAAGUAACUGGACACAAGCAUACCUGUUGUGGGUGAAAUAUAAACGUAUAACAAGAGAUGUCCAGUAACUAGGCUUAAUCAAUUUAUUAAUUAAGGAUUAUUAGUCAAAGAUUAAUACAUCAUAAUACAGAAAGGAAGAGUGCCUAGGUUACCAAUCCCUCUGGAAGACAGGAUUGCAGAACUCACACUGUCUCAAAGAUCCUGUGCUUAUCCCUCCUCUAAUUGUACCUAACUGGGGGGGAGUUUCACAGUUUUCCCCAUAUCACUUUAUCUGAUACAUCUUUCUUCUCUGUUUUCUGUGACAUGUUUUUCAUAGACAAUGAUUGUUACACUUUGUAUGUGAGGGAUAUGUUGUAAUUUUCAACAUGGCAUAUAUCUUACAUUUUGACAAUUACACAUUGCGCAAAAAUGGAGAGGCAUGUACACAAGACAAGAAUUUUGAUUUGAAUAUUCCAAGUGUAGCAUUCUCUCUUUUUCUGCUAUAUUUAUGCCUACUCCUGAAAUGAAAAUACUUCAGCUAUCUCGUUGUUUAAUAUAGGUGAAAAAGCAUUUUGGAAGAUCUUAACAUGAGGACAAAUCAGGAAACGUGUGAU